CUGGCGAAAUCGCCUGCGGGCAAAUGCGAAAAUUUUGCAAUUGUGACGGAUGGGCAAUGGCAGCUUGAACUUCCAAAUUUAAUAUCGGAUGAAGGCGUGAGUGGCCCAGUGGUCAGAGCGCUGGACUCUGGGUCGGACGGCCCGGGUUCGAGUCCUGGAUUGGGCACUACGUUGUGGCCUUAAGCAAGUCGCUUCACUCACCUUGCUUCGUCUUCUCGGAUAAGACGUUAAGCCGGAGGUCCCGUCUCCUGCAGGGUUUUGGGGUAGGAGACGUUAAUUUCCCACGCACAAGAUUACUGUGUGAUGGAUGUCCUCCCCUGGGUUGGGUUGGGUGGAUUUUAGUGUUAAGGGUAGUGCCCCGCAUGGGACUCCAUGUCCCGUUCGCACUGACCCUUUCGGCGUAUGUCUAUCCAUGUAGACGUACCCAAUAAAGCUGUUAAAUUAAGUAGCACUGAGCUCAACGGUAAGUGUAGAACGCGUGCAGCGGAGUUUGAUGAAUCACUAUAGUUCUGUAGUUAAAUAUUAAGCUCAAAUAUUAACGUAGUUAAACUCUGGUUCCACCGUUUUUUGUUUGUUGUUUUGUGGAGCGGAAUGGUUUUUUUUUUCUUUUUCACCGUCCAUUUGAAUGCGAAAAUUGAGAAGAAAAAUCUCUACAAAGAAGUAGCGAGUAAAUCAGUUUAUAAGCUUCUUUCUGAUUAAUUGGUGAAUGAACAACAGUGUAGCUUAACAUAUUAAAGACCCCGUUUAUUUAUACACGCCCUUAAAUUUAUUCGUUUCUGAAAACCAGACGUUCAAAUAAUAUUCAAUUCUCUCCUCGAGGGAAGCUACGCACGAGAGAUUUCGCUCGAUGUGCACGUUUUAUACAUCUUGACGAGCAUUUGCUGAUAAGAACUGUGUAAGUUUCUCAAAAGCCUACUAAAGAGAAAACUUAAAACACACGGUAUUUAAUAUUUUAGUACACAUUAUCCAAGAGGUCACAAACUGGACCGGAAAGCCAGUAGUGUUGCUGAAGGCGCCGGCUACAUCUGAUAAAAGCAAGCAGAAGUCAAUGAACGACACUGAGAAGAAAGGUGACGCGUCAAAAGUGAGAAGGAAACGGAAAUCACGAGAAGAAGCAAAAGAAGAUGAAAAUCUGGCAAAGAGGAUCAUGACUGAAGGAGGUGACAUCGAGAGAAACGAAAGGCAACAAGGAGACCUUCAAAAUUUUCAGGAUGGUAGGGCUGAAUUAGCACUUGUAGUUCGUUUACCUGAUUUUCAAAAGUCAUAA
Pocillopora meandrina is the source of this 1267-nucleotide messenger RNA. The record is from the annotation of a GenBank genome assembly. NCBI's taxonomy places the organism in Eukaryota, Metazoa, Cnidaria, Anthozoa, Scleractinia, Pocilloporidae.